Messenger RNA from Osmerus eperlanus (European smelt), 6243 nucleotides. RefSeq names its product zinc finger protein 652 (gene znf652). The record is from RefSeq and is a predicted model, not a curated record. The coding region runs from base 842 to 2908 and encodes 688 amino acids. Lineage: Eukaryota; Metazoa; Chordata; Actinopteri; Osmeriformes; Osmeridae. Gene Ontology annotation, biological process: regulation of transcription by RNA polymerase II. The transcript is spliced from 6 exons. Gene Ontology annotation, molecular function: RNA polymerase II cis-regulatory region sequence-specific DNA binding; DNA-binding transcription factor activity.
UCGUGCCCUGUCUGGUUUGGAGGGGAGACAAAAAAAUCGCCUCACGCCGUGCGCCUACCCACCCAGACAGCGGCCUGCCGUGAUGAGCGCGGGACAACAGUGCGCGCGAGACCUUGGUUGGCCAGGCCACGUAGCGAUGGAUGCAGUAUUGAAUCUCCUGCAAGCGUGCAAAACAUGAACGCAAAACGUACAAAAUAAUGCAAACACUUCUAAAAGUGAAACUACGCAACUGUGCAUGCCAUAGCGGGGAGCAUUAACAAGCCGGUUCUUUUUGAACGUCUGCAGGACUCUAGAAUCCCUGCAACUCUGAUUGUACGGAACGAAAAAGAAGAGGGCGCUCUUGCUGAGGGGCGCAGACUACAGAUGACUAAAGGAAUCAGAAAUAAGAGCUUUGAUUCUGGCGUAAAGCUACUUGUAACCACUUUCUAGGUUUGAAGACUGAAGUCCAAAGCUGUUAUCGGGGAGCCUGUCCCUGAGAAGGGAACUAAAACAACAUUGAACUGUUGUCAGCUGAGCCACAGAGACUAAAUAUCUCAAGUUUAAUAGAAGCCUAUGGAACGAAAUGGCUACAGAGUUCCUCUCACUCAGCUUUCCUUCCCUUGCCUGAAGAACAUGGAUGCCCUCUUUGAGUCAGGGUAAACCCUUUACACUCCCCCCUCCCCCCUUUCUCUUUAGUAGCGGAAGGAGGGGUGGGGGAUAAGCACUGUUCCCCCUACCCCUCCUUAAAACACCGAAAGGAAAUUUGUGAAAUCGAUCACCUUUUCUCCUGGAGAUCAACUCGUACCCCCACCCACUUUUAAACCAGUACCCCCACCCAAACCCGGCUCCAUUCCCGCCCUACAUGAAAUCCUGCCAGAGCCUCAAGGAAGACGCGGCCGUCCCAAGCCCUGACGGGAUGUCCCAGGAGGAGGGACGCAGGACGCAGGUGUCUCAGGCCUACUUCCACUCCUCCACCUCAAAUCUGAACCUAUCUAGCAAGCUGUACAAGCGGGAGGGCGGCGGUAAACCGUACUCCGUGCUAGUGGACAACAAGAUGGCCGCCAAGACCCCUAUGGGGGACCAGGCACUCAGCCAGCUGCCCCCUCAGCAUGUGACUGCCCAGCAGCAGCAGUACCACAGAGAAGGGGCAGCUGCGCAUGAGGGAGGCCCGCAUGGGGCCCGGGCAUGCAACAGAGGCCCCUCUGAGGACUCUGACGAGGAUGAGGACGAAGACGAGGACGAGGAGGGUGUGGAUGGUGAGGAGGGGGCUUUCAAGCGUGAGCAGAUCAUUGUCGAGGUCAAUCUGAACAAUCAGACACUUCACGUGUCGAAGGGAGACAACAAAUCAACUCCUCCGGUCGAUGCCUCAGAGAGACAUGAUAGUGAGGAGGAGGAGGAUGACGACGAGGAGGAGGAGGAAGAAAGUCUGGAUGAAGAGGAUGAGGAAGAGGAGGAUGAAGAAGAAGAAGAAGAAAUGGAAAGUCGAAGAACGAGAGCCAAGAGAGCGUGUCGCGGGGCUGGCAGCGCCACGGCUCUUAGUCAGCCGCGGAGGAAGAGCCUGCGAACGGCAAUGAACAGCGCCCCGUCCGGGAUGACCACCAGGGGGCGACGGAAGCGGGCGGAGCCCCCGAAGAGGAGGCGCAGGUCUGCCAGGGAGGCGAAAGCAGCUCCUUCAUCUGCCACGGCCGGCUCGGCCACCGGAGGAGGCAAGGGAGAUGGGGAGGAGAGGGAGUCGCUGGCGUGUGAAAAGUGUCCUCGCGUGUUCAACACACGCUGGUACCUGGAGAAGCACAUGAACGUCACACACAGACGCAUGCAGAUCUGUGACAAGUGUGGCAAGAAGUUUGUCCUGGAGAGUGAGCUGGCGUUGCACCAACAGACUGACUGUGAGAAGAACAUCCAGUGUGUCUCUUGCAACAAGUCCUUCAAAAAAUUGUGGUCUCUUCACGAGCACAUAAAGAUUGUGCAUGGCUACGCUGAGAAGAAGUUUGCCUGUGAGAUUUGUGAGAAAAAAUUCUACACCAUGGCCCAUGUCCGCAAGCACAUGGUCGCCCACACAAAGGACAUGCCAUUUACCUGUGAAACGUGUGGGAAGUCAUUUAAGCGCAGCAUGUCACUGAAGGUGCACUCACUCCAACACUCUGGAGAGAAGCCCUUCCGCUGUGAGAAUUGUGACGAGCGGUUCCAGUACAAGUACCAGCUGCGUUCCCAUAUGAGCAUCCACAUCGGACACAAGCAGUUCAUGUGCCAGUGGUGCGGCAAGGACUUCAAUAUGAAACAGUACUUUGACGAGCACAUGAAAACACACACAGGAGAGAAGCCUUUCAUCUGUGAGAUCUGCGGGAAGAGCUUCACCAGCCGGCCCAACAUGAAGCGCCACCGCCGCACCCACACAGGAGAGAAGCCCUACCCCUGCGAGGUGUGCGGCCAACGUUUCCGCUUCUCCAACAUGCUUAAGGCCCACAAAGAGAAGUGCUUCCGGGUGACCAGCCCCGUGUCCCUCCAGUCCGGCGGCCUCCCACUGCCUCUCCACCUCACUGCCAACGCCCCUUCCUCCUCUGGGCCUGGCUCCAGCCUCGUCCCACCGGCAGCCACCCCUGCCCCCACCACCUCCUCCUCUCUGGGCCUCAACCCCUCCGGAGGGUCCCUUCCUCCCCGUGGCCCCGUGGGACACACGUUUUCCCACCUGCACCUGCAGUCGCCUCCCUCUCACCAUCACCCGCAUCACCACGCAGCCCAGCACCACCCCAACGCGGCGCAGCACCCUCCCCUGCACCAUCACCUGUCUGUGCAGACGGUCUCCCACCUGCCCCCUCCCCCAGCCCUCUUUAAGAGUGAGCCCCUCAACCACUGUGGGCACAAGGACAGUAGCUACCUGCGCCACAUGGCCCCCCCUGAUGAGGCUCCUGGAGGCCCCCAGCACCACUGAACCCUCAACAGGAUUAGCAUUCCACACCACACCUCAGCCUGACCUGCUUCACCUUUUACCUGAACUGCAGGUGUAAAGGGCCCCUUCAAAGACUCUGUAAAAAAAACACUGUAGUGUGUUAAAAAAAAAAUGGACCUCUACAUUUAAAAUGUGUGUGACCCCAGUCAAACACCAAUUUUACAACCUCUUGCUAAAAAAAAUGUUCUAAGGAAACAAUGUUGGUAGACAACCUGCAGAAGAUUAUGUAUUUGUAGAAAACCUGCCUUUUCUGGUAGGGUGUAUAUGUAUUAUGUGGGUUUCCUCUUUUUCAUAUGUGAUCGUGUACAGUGUAUGCUCUUCAUUGAUGGCUGCUGAUGUUGUUCCUCAACAAUUAAAUCAACCAAGUUAGUGGAUCAGAAUAGGUCCAUUUCAUCACCUUCUCAGUUCUCAUAGUCAUUUACUUUUUGUUCUAUUUUUCUCCUCACAUUUCCAAGGUAGGACUGUGGGCCCUGGUUGUUCAGGUUCUGUUUGACACAGGGCUCCUUCAUGUCCCUUACGGCAAUCCUUUCAGGAUCAACAGCAGUGUCGGGCACAAGUCAAGGUCAUAGGUCACUGGGGGGCUAUCUUGUUCAAAGCAUUAGGUAUGACCUGCUAAGGGUCUGCUUCAGCCUGAAGGCUAAUUGGUGCGCUCCAUUACAGGACAGUACAGUUGUUAGUCUAUUUUCAGUUUACGUUUCUGUGGCUUUCACACAGUACCACAUACAAUAUUACUGGUCUCUGGCUGUUCCUUGACUUUCCCUUUUGAUAUAGUGCCAUCCAGUCCUGCUCCUGGAGAUCCACCCUCCUGUAGGUUUUCUACAAACGGUUGUAACUAUUAACAAUAAACGGUUGUAACAAACAUGACUCCGAUGGUCACCCAGCUAAUUCAUAGACUUGGUUGUGUUGGUUUAGGGGCUGGAAUGAGAACCUGUGGAGCGGUAGCUCUCAAGGAGCAGGGUUGGGCCACCCUGGGUGAGAGCUUCUUGUCAGUGUAAAGGUUCAAUAAUGACACUGUGAUGACUUGGAUGCACUUGAUGUCCCCGCCUGGCUCUCCUCUGUUUCACUCUGUCUCUGUAUCUCUCAUUGCUGCUGCCAAGAUAAUACGGGUCACCAUGGACAAGGUCAUAAAACACCGUGCAGUAUAGGGGUUGUGCUCCAUUAUAAAAAUUAAUUUUAUAUACCCAGUUUAUAUCUUAGUGUGGUAUAAAGUAGGGCACUUUGUAAGACAAACUUAUUUUGCUUUCUCUCAUACUGUUAUCCACUUUGGGAUGUAUGAAAAACUUGGGACAGAGAGGUUAGUCAACUUGAAUGUUCCCUACAUGUUGGAUUUGUUUAACUGAUCAAUCACACCUUUUCAACAAUAUUUUCUGGAAAUUUGAUAUAUGGUAAAUAAUUCUCAUCCCACUGUACUUAGUAUGUCAUAGAUAAUGGGGUCAGGAGGGGAGGGGGGGUGGCUAUAUAACCCUAGCAAAUCUAUGUUUCUUGUAUAGAUAUAUGUAUAUUUACCCAAAUUGUCAAAAGAAAUCACAUCUGUAAAUGUAACUUUUUUUUUCUUUUUUUUUGUGUGUGUGAAUGUCUUGUUGUAAGGUGUUCUGGUAGAAGAGAUAUGGGUUGUAAGUAUUCUUGAUGGAUUGUUCAGUUGGGUUAUUGCUCUCGCCCUAAUCCAAUCUAGGACUGUUAUCAGUUUGAGUCUUAAGGAACAACAUUGAGCCUUGUUCUAAUGAGUGUGUGUGUGCGCGCUAGCAACCGUGUGUGUGUGUUUUAGUAAGCCCUCUGGUGCUCUUGUAUCAAAAGCUGCUUUUUAAGUGAUCUGACCCAUUCUUUAUACAUAUGGGGAUUCUAGAGAUUGAUGAUUGCAGUAACUUUAGCGAGUCCCACUAACCAUCUUGAGUUGAGGGAACUUGGACCUUAAAUUGAGUUAUUUAAAGGUCCCAUGACAUGCUGUUUUUGGAUGCUUUUAUAUAGGUCUUAGUGGUCCCCACAUACUGUAUCUGAAGUCUCUUUCCCGAAAUUCAGCCUUGGUGCAGAAUUACAGCCACUACGAGCAGUCCCACAAUGAGCUUCCUUAGGAUGUGCCAUUUCUGUGUCUGUAGCUUUAAAUGCUAUGAGGAAGACAGAGGCGGGGCUAACUGCCAUGCUUCGGUCGUUUGCAAGCCAUGAUGUCUCGAGGAAAACCCAAUAUCGCGCUCGCACGGUCGUACCUCAUUUUCUCAUUGGCGGGCCAAAUUCUCUUGGUGGGCAAAGCAGAGAAAGGGGAGGUAACCUUUCCCCUUAUGACAACAUAAGGGACCAUCUGAGCUUUAAUUUUCUCAAAGGCGGAGCAGGAUACCCAGGGCUUGGUUUACACCUAUCGCAAUUUCUAGCCAGUGGGGGACCAUAGGUAGGCUAGGGCAACUCAUAUUAAUUUUUUAAAAACCUCAAAGUGAAAUUUUCAUGCCAUGGGACCUUUAUUUAACGCAGCACAGGCACGGAAAACCCUCCUGUUGAGUUGUAUAGGACUCAACGGUGUCCGCUUAAUCAGUAGCCCUCUUGUUCACUACUGUGCUUUGAAUGUUUCAGUAUCAGUCUUUCGGUCUUUUUCUUCAAUGCCUUUUUUUUUUGUUUGUGUAUCCUCUGCACUUUACUGCUGUGUUAAUGAGGCGUGGUGAAGGGGGGGACUGACGGUGUGUUGUGGGUGUGUUUUUGGGGCAAGGGGGGCUUGUGACUGGUCUAGUGAGCGGCUGUUUGUGGCAAGGAAAAGGAGGAGAAUCGAGGUGGGGAUGGGCAUGAGACAGACAUUUCUUCGUUUAAUUUUUUUCCUUCAACUAAAGAAAUAUACUUUAGCCCUAAUAUGAACCCCAAUGAGCGAUGGAAUACUUCUGCUUUGGCUAUUUACACUAGCCCCUCCCUCUCAGUUUAAUCAAAACAAUCUUUUAUUGGUUGUGUUUGCUCAUAUCGAGUUAUUUGUUGUGUAUCGUUUUCUCUUUCAAUUUACUGUAUGAUUCUCCUCCUUUAUUCUUUGUUGUAUAGAAUGCACUUUCUACUAAAAUCUUACUCGUUAAGAGAAAUAAUAUUGUAUAUUCUUUAAAGAAGUUUUAAAUAAUCAAUAUACUUUCCCCCUUGUAUUUUUAACCACUUAAUGUAGCAUUGCGUAUUUUAUUAUUGUGAGUGUCUGGUACAAAAUUGUGCAGCUUUAUAAUGUCUUGGGUUGUCCUUUUUGUAUGUUUGUUUCUGGAGUUAAAGGAAGAGUGGAAAUGUUGGGCCUUUUUUGAUAAUGUACAUUUAACAGACUCUCAGCUAACUUUCAGAAGUAAAAACAAGUAGCCAUGAUUAUCACA